Molecule: messenger RNA, 6088 nt
Organism: Culex quinquefasciatus (southern house mosquito)
Lineage: Eukaryota; Metazoa; Arthropoda; Insecta; Diptera; Culicidae
Gene: shtd
Product: anaphase-promoting complex subunit 1
Biological process (GO): metaphase/anaphase transition of mitotic cell cycle; anaphase-promoting complex-dependent catabolic process; protein K11-linked ubiquitination
Cellular component (GO): anaphase-promoting complex
Molecular function (GO): molecular adaptor activity
Source: RefSeq, a predicted model, not a curated record
AUACUUCUGACUUUGAGUGUACAGUUGACAACUACUAGUUUGCUUGUUUUCGCGGGGCGAAAGUGUAUCGUUGCCGGUUGCUGACAAAAUUUGGAAUCUGUUAUGUUCCAUGUUGGAUGAAUAUAGCAAAGUAAUGAUAACCGCCUCGGAACCUUUGGAAUUUAUUCCACGGGGUCGUCAGGCGGUGGACGAACACCCGGGCCCCCUUCUUUACGUGAAGAAACCCGUCUCGGUUCCGUCUGAUUUCGUGUUGCUGCAGCGCAUGCAAGACGUAAACAUCUCGCUUGAUGAGACCCCAUCCGAGUACUAUGUGCCGGAGGUUUACGACGAUUCGGCUGAAUUUUUGUUCGAAGCGAACGUUAACACCGAAGAAGAACUGUACGUGAAGGGAACAACGGCCGUAUGGACAAAGGGCACCACGACCAACGGCGACGAAGCGGCGGCUCCGCACGUUUGUCUUACCUGCGAGACAUCGAUCAAAUUUGCCUUCUUCUGUCCGGUGCGAUUUCUAUCGUCGGAAUGCUCCGAGAACGAGAAGGCAAGGCCAUUCAAGGGUGCUGCUGCCAGAUCAGCCGUAUGCCUUGUGGAUGGAACCACACUGAAAGUGCACUGUGACAACGGAGAAAACUUCAUCACCAGCAUCGAAUGUCCCGUUUCGAACGUUUGGGUAACGAAGCACGGAAUUUUGCUCGAAAAAGAAUCCUCCAGCACGCUUCUCGACAUUCAUUCGGUUCCGCUGCCCCGACUGUUUUCCCUCACGCACCCGCUGGAUGAAAUGUGUCCGGUGAUCAUCAAGAUGUCCGGAACAGUCAGCUACAUCACCGAAACGGAAUAUCGGGUGGUAUUUUCCUGCGAGCAAACCGAUUUGGUGUUGAUGUUUGACGAGAAGACUGGCAAGCACUUUAUUUGCUUCCUACGAAAGGCCUCCGAAGACGAAAAGAAUUCUGUCGGAUGCGUCAACGACAGCGAAUGCUUCUCCAACAGUGCCUUUACCUCGAGCGUUAAUCUUUCUCAACCGGCGACUCCGCUGCCAGCUACAGUGACUACGCCGCAAUCGUUUUACAAAACGUCGCUUUUGACCCGUCACAGUGCAUCCACUGCUGGGCGACCCAGCCUCGGGGCGACGUUUUGCAGUCCCUACGUGAGCAAUGUUGGCCAGAUGGGUCAAUCGAUCAAUCUGAGCGUUGCUGGCAUCGCCAAUCGGAGCAACAUCGCACCCAACCAGAGCCAUCUAGCGGGAACGGGGACAACGCCACUUUCGAGGCUGCAGUCGACCAUGGGAGGAACAUCAACGUCGCUGUUGAAUGUGCGCAAGAUUGGCCAGGCGGAGCCUUCGAAGCCAAUCGUUCCCGAGUACUGUUUGGAGCACGUGUGGACUGAACAUUCCAACACUUGGAAGAGUUCUCUUGAAAUGGCAUCGACUGGCUUUCUUCACACCGACCUGGUCCAGAACAAUUACCUGUGCUUUCUAUUGCCACGUUCGGAAAAGCUAAUUCUGGUGCGUAUCAAGCCCGGCCUUUCGGAUCCAUCGUUGAUAAGCGCCGGCAUCGAAAUGAUUUCGCAAAUACCUGCAAAAGAUGCCGUCUGUUUGAAGCGCUUGAACAUGAUUGCAGUUUUGGCUCCGUGUGGCACGUUGAUGCUCUAUUCCGGGCCAGCAUACGUUGGAAAGGUGCACGUGGCGGGUAUUUUGAGCAGUUUUGUCACGUCCAGUGCUCUGAGCACCUCGUUUGGUUCGUCGUCGCAAGGUUUUCCCCGACGGAGCAGCCUGUUGCCAACGGCUGCGGCUGCGCAAGCCGAAAGCCGUUUCGACGAAGAAUUGCACAUGCUGUCACCGGUGCAACCGCUGCAUCAGUUGUCACGGCCCGGAGGCCAAGCAUCCUCCCGGCUAAACAACUGUCAGAACAUUCGCGAUGGUUCCGGAAAUCGGAUUACACUAGUGUUUUCCAGCGAGAAAAUGUUUCGCAUUGCGAUUCCUCUGAUGAGCGAGUCCCAGCUGGUUUCACGGUGUUUGCUUGCGCUUCGACACAUUCUACCCACGGAUUUGUCCUUAGAAUUUAUGGUUCGUUGGUACGGAACUAGGAAUGCACCUGGUUCGAAGAAUUUUGACGGUGAUCGCGAGUGGGAAGUGUUUCGGACUAUGUUGCAGCAACACAUGGGAAGAUCGUACCCACCGGUUGACGGCGAAGGACUCAACAAGUCCAGUUCGAGGUCUUCGUUUGACGAACCAAAAAAAAGACGAAAGAACGAAAACCAACUCGGCACGGACGACGAUUGGGAGUUUAUGAUGCAGCACAGUGACGCCAAAUGCGCAAUCGAUCCACCUCCGCAGGAAUGCACCGCUCCGGCAGCGUACGACUCGUCCAAGCUGCUGUUUCCACACAUUCCAAACAUCCUGUUUGCACUGCACUUGCUUUACGAAGAUAUGAAGCUCGACCCGCUAUUGAACAACAGCCUGAAACUGUUGGCGCACUUUCUCUACGAGUUGUCCCUGGACUUGAAGCUGGAGAAGUUUCAGCUUCACUACUUUCUCGACGACUUUCAGGAUCUGAUCCUUAUUCGGUCGCACUGCUUCAUACGCAAAGAAGACAGCGUAGAGUUUGUCAACGUGUCGGACACUGAUUUCGAGCACAUUCCCAACAUCUUUCAGUACAUUCAUACGUUGAUCGUGAACGCAGGUAGUGCAGAGCUACCAUCGUACCCGUACUUGGCAGGAGUUAAUGAUCGUAGCCGUGACAUAAUUCUCAUCGUAGCGUAUCUGUAUCGAGCAAAAAAUCUGUCCAGGUGGAUUACCGCACAACUCGAGAGUUUACUUCCAUCGUUCGAGCUGUCCAAAACUGCGGCAAUGGACGAUGUUGACCAGAUGAUGGCCAACGUCAUCAUUCGGGUGCUGAUCAAGCGUGGAUACAACCGUUUGACGAUUGAGAAACUUCCAGUCAGCAUUCACUAUCUGAUUUCACAAUUCCUCGAGUGCAAUCGGAACAAACCACUCAACAGUUACGAAGCAGAAGUAUACGAGCUGCUGCUGCGCCAUGAACUAUACGCCCAUGCCACCUUCGACGCGCAAAAUCAACUGGUGCGGUCGAAAAAGUCGGGCGCAUCCGGUUUGAAAGAACAUUCGCUGUCCCUCAGGCGGAAACCUCAGCCGGAAGUAAUUCCCAAGACGGAAACCAAACCGGAGGAAAGUGGCAUGGAGAAUAUGGACACGAAACUGCUGCGCCUACGAUUUCCCGACGACCUGCGAAUCAACGACGUCAAAUCGUUCCUUAACAGUUCGCAACCGGUGACGAUUGACAUUCUGCAGGCUCCGAACGUUUCCGAUCACGAGUUCAUCGAGGAGCAAGAAAAGCAACUUUACGCGCUGUGCAUACGGACGAUGGCUUUACCAAUUGGCCGAGGAAUGUUUACGCUGCGGACAAGUCGACCAACGGCCACACAAACACUACCGAUUCCCAAGCUUUGUCUCACCGGUAAAGAGGUGCUGCGCGGUGCGACGAUCGAAAUUCAACAGCUGGAAGUUCCGCCCAACAUGAACUUGUGGCCAAUGUUCCAUAAUGGUGUUGCCGCGGGUUUGAGAAUCUGCUCGGAUACUCCAGACAUCGAUUCCACCUGGAUCACGUACAACAAACCAAAGGGGGCGGCUGAAAUACCUACGGAGCACGCGGGAUUCUUGAUGGCUCUUGGGCUGAACGGUCACCUAAAGACGCUGUCCUUUAUGAGCAUAUACGAGUAUUUGGUCAAGUGCGAUGAAAUGACCAGCCUGGGUCUGCUGCUUGGCAUUUCGGCGACGCAUCGAGGCUCGAUGGACACCAAAACAACCAAACUGUUGAGUGUACACAUCGAAGCGCUGCUACCGCCAACGGCCGUCGAGUUGGACAUUUCGCAAAACAUACAAGUGGCCUCGUUGAUGGGAAUCGGUCUCGUGUACCAAGGCACGGCGAAGCGCCACAUUGCCGAGGUGUUACUGCAAGAGAGACGCCCUCCCGGACCCGAAAUGGAAAACUACGUUGAGCGUGAGUCGUACGCGUUGACGGCUGGUCUAGCGCUAGGAUUGGUGACUCUCGAGCAGGGAGAACAAAGCACGGCACUGCGGGAUCUCAACAUUCCCGACACUCUGCAUUACUACAUGGUCGGCGGCAACAAGCGCCCUCUGAUGGGAGCAAAGGAGAAAUACAAGCUACCAUCGUUCCAGAUAAAGGAAGGUGACACGGUCAAUAUCGACGUGACUGCCCCCGGUGCCACUCUGGCCCUGGGACUUAUGUACUUCCGCACAGGAAAUGAAGCGAUUGCCAACUGGAUGAAGUCACCGGAUACUACGUACUUACUGGAUUUCAUCCGACCGGAUCUGCUGCUGCUGCGCAUUGUCGCACGGAAUUUGAUUCUAUGGAACGACAUCGAUGCCUCGACUGCUUGGGUGUACAAACAGAUUCCACGUUCAUUGUCGGACAUAAUCAAAAAUCGUCUGCAAGACGACGAACUGCAACAACUGACCGAUCACGAGGCCCAAUGUCAGGCUUACUGCAACAUGUGCGGAGCGGCCAUCUCUAUUGGAUUGAAAUACGCCGGAACUGCUGACGAACGUGCCUUUGGAACACUGAACUAUCUGCUAAAGUACUUCCUGGAGGUAAACGGGCGCCCGUUUGGAGAUUUUGCCGGAAAGCAAACAAUCGAAAACUGCACCAUUAUGAUCCUGCUGUCCGCAUCGAUGGUAAUGGCUGGCACGGGUGACGUCCGAGUAUUGCGUGCCAUUCGUAUGCUCCGUUCACGAUUCGGCCAAUGCCACGUGACGUAUGGAUCCCACAUGGCGAUACACAUGGCGCUCGGGUUUCUCUUUCUCGGUGCCGGACGGUACACGUUGUCACGUUCGCCGCCCGCCGUUGCUGCUUUGAUUUGUUCAAUAUUCCCGAAGCUUCCCAUCCACAGCAACGACAACCGAUACCAUCUGCAAGCAUUCCGCCACUUGUACGUGCUGGCCAUCGAGCCACGGCUGUUUCUACCACGAGACAUUGACAGUGGCAAGCUUUGUCUGUGUGAGAUUUACUACGUUGUCAAGGGACAAACCGAACCAGUCAAGAUCAUGGCGCCCUGCAUGCUCCCGGAACUUCAUACGCUCUCUACAGUGUACGUUAAAGACUCCAGCUACUGGCAGGUGUAUUUUGACCACCAAAAUUGGCACAUUCUAGAAAAUAUUCUCAAAUCAAACGGCUGUAUAGACAUCAAACAACGUGCCGGAUGUCUGUCGUAUUUGGAAGAUCCAAACCGACUCAAAUCAAUGCUCACCCAAACGCUCACCACCGACAAGUACAAUUCGUGGAAAAUAGACCCCAAAAGUUUGCUCGCUUUUUCAACUGACCAGCGAAUCUACAACGUGGCCAACAAAUUUUUGCUUUCGCCGCCGUCGUCGUUCCAAAGUGAAGCCGAAGAAGCUCGAUCGAUCUCCACCUCCGAACGGAACAUCACCCAGAUGUUGGUCCUGCAAACAUACGACUGCCUCACCCAUGACAAGUUGCACGGUCUCCCGAUCUUUAUGGACCUUAUGCAUCUGCUGACCAACUUUGACACGUGCUGUGGCUCGUCCCAGCUCAUGCAGCUUCGAAUCAUCAGCGCCAUCAUUGCGCGACGAAGGGCGAUCCGCGAGUCCGAUCUGCUCGUGUCGCAGGACAUGCUCCAGUCGAUCGUUGAUCGUGUCCAGCUCCGCAUGGAAACGUUGCUAGCCGAGAAUGGCCACCUCGUGCGAUCGUUCGUCGUGGGCGCCCCCGCCGAACGCACCCUGACCGAUCUUUUUGGGGAAAUUUGUGAGCAAAGUCGCACAUCCAUCGCGAAACUGAUUACUUUCUAUGAUCUGCCGAUGAAAGUUCUAAACCAGGAAGCGCUUCGAAGGCUCGAGGAAACGGAUUAUUUGCAGUUUUUGUGUGGAUUUAAAAAACAACACCCAAAACUAGCCACUCAAACUGUUUGCUGCAUGGCGCAAAUUCUAGGGCUAACAAAUGUUCCUGGCAAAUAUUAAACAUUCUCAAACUAUAAGUUGUAAGAAGCUGUGAAAGCCGAUGAAAAUUACCUUGGAAAUAAACAUUGUUAUCUUAAAACCACA